Molecule: messenger RNA, 940 nt
Organism: Rhinichthys klamathensis goyatoka
Lineage: Eukaryota; Metazoa; Chordata; Actinopteri; Cypriniformes; Leuciscidae
Gene: tpgs1
Product: tubulin polyglutamylase complex subunit 1
Exons: 2
Coding region: 145-939 (264 amino acids)
Biological process (GO): protein polyglutamylation
Molecular function (GO): microtubule binding
Source: RefSeq, a predicted model, not a curated record
CUGAUCUACUGCGUCAUCAUCAUGUGUCCAUAGCAACUGUAUUUGGACUGUUGGUGUGGCUGCCGAAUCAGACCGUUGCUGGAGAUCAUUUAUGUUUUUAUAUGCAAAUGCGAUGAUCUAAAGCGCACUGGAUGAUAUUUUAAGAUGGGGGACAAGCGUCGCGCGGGCGUCGCGAUAUCGGGCAGCUGUGAGCGCGACGGCGCGUUCGCGUGUGAGUCUGGCGUGAGCGCGCUUCUCGGAUCUUCUCUGCUCACACUGUUGGAGUCCAGGCCGCGCGAUCCCGUCGGGUUCCUGGCCGAACACUUCGCGCAUCUCUCGGCGCAGGAUGAUGACGCAGGCCCGGAGCACCAGGCCGUGAGUCGCGCGCUCUGGAACCUGAGUCUGGCGCAUCACUCACAGAGAUCAGCGUUCAACAGUAACACGCGCACGGCGUUCAAUCUCCUGACCCGUGAUCGCGGUGCCGGUGUCGUCGGGGUCCGCGGGCGUCUCUACACCGAGAUGCUCCGGUGCCUGUGCAGCGAAGGCGGACUCUCCGGCUCGACCACGGCUCCGCUCCUGCGCCGCGUCCAGUGCCACGACCACGAGUCCGUGCCCUUCGAGCUCUUCCGGCAGGGCGUUCUGACCUGCUCCGUGUUCUCCGACUACAUCCGGGCCUCCCAGUGCCUGUACGGGUCGGUGGCGAGCGCUUCGGACCGGCCGGCGGAGAGAGCGCUGGGUCAGGCGGUGCUGGAGACGCUCCGGGAGGCACUGGAGGCGGCGGAUGGGGACGAUGUGGGCCGGUACCUGGAGGCCAGUGCCAAGAUCUCUCCUGGUAAAGUGGCGAAGGCCAUGGCGGAGGCUCAUCCCGGGAACCAGCAGGAUAAUCCCGUCAUGGACGCGCAGGAGUUCGAAGACGCCGCCGCCGCGCUGUUCAUCACUCGAGUGCGAAUGGUGACCUGAG